CUGAAACCCAAUUUAGUGGACCCAAUCCUGUAUCGUGUCCUGUUCACAGGGAACCAAGCUCCCAAACCAGAGGUCAUCUUCAAGCUGGAGCAAGGAGAGGGCCCAUGGACACUGGAGGAGGAAAGCCCACAUCACGGCUGCUCAGAUGUGUGACCUGAGUAGCUGGGGGACGUGGAGUAGAUCUGCUUUUCUAGGAGCUGAUGCCUUUGAAAGGCUCUGAAGGUAAUCUGUCUGGAAGGUUCUAAGAGCGCCCGUGAUUCCUUUCCCAGAGUUCUCCGCGCCACGAAGCGCCCGCCUGGAGCUCGGGGCACUUUGUGUUGGCUGCAGCCGUUAUAACAAAGUGUUGGCAGCGCCGGCGGAGUGACCAGGGGUUCCUCCUGGCGGGAGCCGGCGGCACUGGUGGCAGUGGUAUCGCCGCCAUAACUUCACGGCUCCCCUUUACCAGCCCCCGAAGUCGCCGCGGAAGCGAGGCCGCGGCCGCCGCCAGAAGCCAGAGGCUCAGCCGGCUAACGGAUGGCGAGCAGCAGCGGACCCAAGGCCGAUUUCAUUGUCGGAGGGAGAUACAAACUGGUACGGGAGAUCGGGUGUGGCUCCUUCGGGGACGUUUAUUUGGCGAUAGACCUCACCAACCACGAGGAAGUGGCAGUGAAACUAGAAUCACAGAGUGCGAGGCAGCCCCGGUUGAUAAACGAGAAGGAGCUCUAUAAUGUUCUUCAAGGUGGGGUUGGCAUCCCCCAGAUACGGUGGUAUGGUCAGGAAACGGACUAUAAGGUGCUAGUCAUGGAUCUUCUGGGACCCAGCCUUGAAGACCUCUUCAAUUUCUGUUCAAGGAGGUUCACGAUGAAAACUGUACUUAUGUUAGCUGAACAGAUGAUCAGUAGACUCGAAUAUGUGCACACACAGAAUCUGAUACACAGAGACAUUAAACCGGAUAACUUCCUAAUGGGUACUGGGCAGCAGUGGAAGAAGUUAUUCCUUAUUGAUUUUGGUUUGGCUAAGAAGUACAGAGACAGCAGGACAGGGCAACACAUAUCGUACAGAAAGGGUAAAAGUCUCACUGGCACGCCUCCCUAUGCUAGCAUCCGUGCACAUCUUGGUAUUGAACAGAGUCGCCGAGAUGACAUGGAAUCAUUAGGAUAUGUUUUGAUGUAUUUUAAUAGAGCCAGCCUGCCAUGGCAAGGACUAAAGGCUGCAACGAUGAAGCAAAGAUGUGAAAAGAUUAGCGAAAUGAAGAUGGCCACACCUGUUGAUGUUUUAUGUAACGGAUUUCCUGUAGAAUUUGCCAUGUACUUUAAGCAUUGUCGUGGGCUGUCCUUUGAGGAAGCCCCGGAUUACACAUACCUGAGGCAGCUAUUCCGCAUUCUUUUCAGGACCCUGAAUUACCAACAUGACUAUGCAUUUGAUUGGAUAGUGCUACAGCAGAAAGCAGCACAGCAGGCUGCCUCUUCAAGUGGGCAGGGUCAGCCGGCCCAAACACCUACAGGCAAUCAGACUGACAAAAUCAAGAGUGAAGUGAAAGGUUCAUAAGCAGGAAUCAAGGAACAGAGGACACAGAACAGGAGACUCGAGCAGCAAAUUCAUUUCCCUCUAAACUGGCUCUGGUCAGCAGAGAUGGUCUCCUCUGGGCUGAAGGCUCUGUCAUUAGUGAAACAUGGUAUCCAGUUUUCUAUUUCACUUUUUCAAGUGGAAAAGUUCACUAAACGCUUGACACACACAAAAUUGGUGGGGAAAUUGUGCCUAUGCCAAUUUUAACUAAAUUCUUUUAUUUUGAACUAUACUGCUUUGAGAGAUCUCAUUUCAGAAGAAUAGCCUGUACAGUUGCUAUGGUUGUUAAUGCAUUCUGAAGGUUUAUCCAUCCCUGGGGUUUGCAGGUUGUUCACUUAAAACAUUCUUAACAUGGUUGACUUCUUGUUUGCAAGCCAGCUGAUAUGGUCGUAAUCAAGAUUCCAAGUUUGAGCAUAUGAACGACUCUGCUUGCUUACUUGAGCUGGAAAUAACAGCCUCUGAAGUGAAGACUUAAGAAAAACUUAGGGACUACUAGAUUAUCCUCAGGACUCGGCGUCAACUCUAUAAUGUUCUUGGUAUUUAAAAAACGCGUGUUUGUCACAGAAUUUUAGUUAACAUCUUAAACUGAACAUGUAUAUAUGUUGCUUACAUAAACGUAGUCACUGUAAACAUCAACAUGACCUGGGA
Molecule: messenger RNA, 2193 nt
Organism: Cervus elaphus (red deer)
Lineage: Eukaryota; Metazoa; Chordata; Mammalia; Artiodactyla; Cervidae
Product: casein kinase I-like
Exons: 2
Coding region: 514-1527 (337 amino acids)
Biological process (GO): negative regulation of canonical Wnt signaling pathway; peptidyl-serine phosphorylation; signal transduction
Cellular component (GO): cytoplasm; nucleus
Molecular function (GO): protein serine/threonine kinase activity; ATP binding
Source: RefSeq, a predicted model, not a curated record